GUUUUGCUGGAUGUCGGGGCUAAGGAACACUGGUCACUUGAGGACCGUGUUCAGGCCCUGGCGGCUAAUAUAGAGUGUUUUCACUCACAUGGCCAGCAUCUAUGCAAAUUUAUUGGAACAAAAGAAAGCGUUUGCAUAAGAAAAGAGUUCAACUCCCACAGGAUUGGUUUGGGACACCAACAUGACCACCGAUUCAUUGUUUUGGGACACCAACAUGGCCGACGUGACGGCAUGUGAAAACACUCUAUAGAGGGAAGACCCUUGAAUCGGAAAAGGGAAGAAGGCACUUAGAGCUUGCAGCCGUGUCUCAGAAAAUAUCCGUACUAUUGAGUGCUCUUGGUUCUUACAAUGCUGUUUUACGGUACCUGAUUGCU
Porites lobata is the source of this 374-nucleotide messenger RNA. The record is from the annotation of a GenBank genome assembly. NCBI's taxonomy places the organism in Eukaryota, Metazoa, Cnidaria, Anthozoa, Scleractinia, Poritidae.